GCAGGAAAGAGUCUGUCAUCAUUGCGCCGCGAGGACAGCCAGGUUGGGUGUGGACGGCGGCAAUGGCUAAGAAGCGGAAGUCAGAUAAUGCCGGGAUGGAUGACGUGGACAGAACGCUGUAUACUUCAUUCGUUGCAGCAGCGAAUUCGAUUUCGCAGCUGUAUACGCAGGCCCAGCAUCAGCAGAAGCUGGCGUUCUUGGCAGGUCAGAGGCAUGCAUCUGAGAAGAUCGUUCAAUGGCUGCAAAGGGGGUACGGGAGCGCGGCGGAGGUGCCGAUCAACGAUUUGUUGGACUUUUUGCACAGGCAAGUCGAGCCCGGGGGGAUGGAUAGCUUAGUGGAAUUUGGGGGGGGGGCAGUUCAACAAACGGUGGCGGGGGGGCUGGGGGGAGGAGGGGGGGGAGGGGGCGGAGGCGGCGGGGGGGGGGGGGGGGGGGGGGGCAAUUACCUGAAUCCGCGCCCAUCUGCUGCGGCGGCCCUCUCCGGUCCUCAUCACCCGCAGCACCAGGCGCAGCAGCAGCAGCAACAGCAACAAGGAGCGCACCAGCAGGAGUCUCCGCAGACCUUGCAACAUAAUAUGGCAUUACUCUCGUGUGGAAGAUCGGCGGCGGGAGGAGGGGGAGAUGGUGGGGAUGGGCAAGAUGCGCCUGCUGAAGGCUUCACUAGGGCUGUGACCGGAAUGGCCUCUUUGUUGAGGCAAGGGGCUACGCUCCUCGGCGCUACGCAGGAUGAUUGUGAUGGGGCUUGCGCCAACGAUUCAGGCGCCACGGCAUUGACCGAUCAAACUGGGAAGAUGGGGGUGAUGUCUGGAGGGGGGAUGUCAAGUCCGGCUCGGAGAUCCCUAGCGCAGUAUGCGGCUAUGGCGGAGGCACCGUUCACAGGAUUAAUUGGGAGAGGGAGUAAUCCGGUGGAGAUGGCAGGUAAUCACCACGAGCGGGAAAGGCAUGGCGCGCAGCAGCCAGCGUCGAUGAUCAAUAACCUGUUUUCGAGAUCGACGAUGAUUGGUGCUGAUGAUCUAGCGAAUGGGGCCGGCCCUAUGCUAGCGGGAGAACCCCAUUCACAACAGAUGAGCGCUUUGCACCAGUCGCAGCAGACGCAGCAUCAUCAUCACCAUCACGCACAACAACAGCAGCAAGUGCAAGGAAGGGUCACCGGUUUUGGCUAUGGUGAAGAGGGGCCUGGAGGUGGUGUUGGCGCUGAUGAUGAGGAUGCUUGCAUGGACAUGGGGGCGAUUUCGCUUGAGGAAAUAGAGGGCGGGGAAGGGGGGGGAGGGGAGACGUGUGGGCGGGGAAGUGAGAAUGAUGAUGGAGGUUGGGGGACGGCUGUUUCCUUGAGGUAUGCCUUUUAUAGCUCUGUUUCGGCUGAUGGCCUGGUGGAAAGGGGGAACAGGUGACUUGUAUGUUGGGCUUUGGCUUUUGCGUGCCAGCCUGGGGUUUUAGGGAAGGUGCUGACUUGGUGCUCGACGUUGGCAAUGCAAAGGUUGCUUGCUCUGUAAAGAGGACGGAUUGGAAAGGAGCAUCAUUCAUUCCACCGUAGGGGGAGUCGGCUAAACGCCCACAAAAUUUCGUCAGUGACUGAAACGUGCGUGGAGCUGAACUGCGCGGGCCAGGACCGUUUACCCCUUGCUUGCGAUGUAUGAUCUCUUCUGAAGGUUAGGAAGGAAGAACAACAGAACAACAGAACAACAAGGAAGCGUCGCAGCUUUCAGUGGGUGGUUAGCGCAGAGGCGUGGGAUCUGUGGCUGUUGAUACAGCUUUCUCUUUGGGUCAGACAGACUAGAAUGAGGUGAGAUUGUUGCAGUCGUUCGACAAGAGUCGACGAAAGGAAACAAUAAAGCGCUGAUGGGAGUGCACGAGAGAGUGCCUGCUAUAUUGGCAGUGGGCGGUGGUGCUGCAGAGGCGAGUCUUAUGCUUGUCAUCACAGUCCUCGACCUGGAUCUGCUCUUUGGAGUGUCCUGCUUCUUCUUCUGUGUUUGUCGUAUCGGCGUGAAGAGGGCAACGGCGUGAAGAAGGCAAUGGCGUACGAUAGGCUUGCUGAGGCGAAAGAUGAUUUGGAACUGUUCGAUGAGAGUUGGUUGUGUCGUCCUUCCGGACAUCUGUUAAAAUUGGAACGAACGAUACACAGAAGAUUAGCACGGCCCCUGCGCAAGGAUGACAUGCAUAUUAAAAGAGUUGGUUGCCUUGUCAGAUGUGAAGCAGGGGGGGAUGGUGGAGGAUAGAUUGGCUGAGGCGAAUGAGUAGGAACCGGAUGACGAGGGUUUGGUUGGGUGGGUGGAUGGAUGGUCAUCAUGCUGGAAACGUGUUUUGUGCAAUAGCGAUUGGAUGUUAAGAGUAGGUUAGCGGGGUCUGCCACUUUGUGCCACUUGUCUUCUUCGAUGAGGGGUAAUGUUGGAGGUGGGGUUGUUGAAGAAAGGGUAAUGUUGUAAUGGGUGUUGUUGCUGAUGAAAAGCAGCUGAUAACAACGCAUUCCGACUGACGCUGUGUUCCCUUCUUGGUCUCCGCCUGUGAUGGUAGGAUGAGAUCAAUGGCACCCCCUUUUCUGUGUGCAACACAUGAUUAUCUGUCAUGUGUAUAUCUCUGUGGGGUGGGUGGGGUGCAUGUUAAACGGAACUUGGACGCUCCACUGCGUUUCACAGUCCCUUGGAUUUUGGGAGGAUGCGCAUUUUGCAUGGCGGGCUGGAGGAUAAAGAGGGCAGGCCGUUCACCGCUGAAGUUUUGGAGGUUGCAGGCGUUUGUGCUGUUUUUCCUGGAGACAGUGGUGGAUUGACAUUGAGGUUCAUUGAGGUUCAUCCUUUCAGCCGCGGAGAUUGCUCAAAAGUGUUAUUUGUAUAAUUGCGAGGUGGAGAAGGGAUGUGUUACUCCACUCUAUUCCUCAUUGGCACUAAGUCGCUAACGAUAAUUGGUACAGGCCUUUCUCAAACGAGUACAGCUGUGAGCUGCUUACCAUGUAUUCAGAUUGGAUGUGAGAAUUUCAGACACAGUGCAAGCGGUAUGGGGCAGGGAAAUGUGAGAGUUGAAGCUCUAUGCAUUGUCUCCCUCCCUUUGUCUACACUGCUGUUCUUCCCUGUCUUCCUUGUGUUCUCUGAUGAUGAUUGGAUGCUUAUCGAAUGAUUUGUGUGUACUUGGGCGGAGGCCCGUAAGGAAGUAUGACUGUUGUACAUAACUGCAGCCGGACAUGAUCAAUCAAUCAAUCAAUCAAUCAAUC
This is a messenger RNA of Chara braunii, 3202 nucleotides long. The record is from the annotation of a GenBank genome assembly. NCBI's taxonomy places the organism in Eukaryota, Viridiplantae, Streptophyta, Charophyceae, Charales, Characeae.